Messenger RNA from Racocetra fulgida, 339 nucleotides. Lineage: Eukaryota; Fungi; Glomeromycota; Glomeromycetes; Diversisporales; Gigasporaceae. The record is from the annotation of a GenBank genome assembly.
AGUUAAUAAUUUACCACAUGUUUGGAAUUAUUUGUGGAACGAAUGGUACUGUCUAGAAAGAUGGAAUUUGUGGGCGCGUUCUGUAACAAAGCAUAUUAAUGUUAUACGAUCUACUAUGACAAUUGAGAGUCAUUGGUGUGUGAUCAAGCACGAUUAUCUUUCUGAAUAUAAUCGUGCUCAUUUAGAUUUAUUGGUCUAUAUUAUUAUAACACGAGUUCUACCUAGGCAAGUUGAUCGAUUACAGCAGUUACGAGAUAGUCAAACUAUAACAUGUUGGAGAAUUGAUCUUAAAGCAGAGUGGAAUCAACUUAACAAAAAGCCAAUUCAUUCUAAUUCUCA